AUGGGUUUGAUUGAUUCCAUCGUUUCAGCCACUCUGGUAUCUGCAUACCUCGGUGCUGGCUCUGCUGUAAAUGUAAACGAUCUUGCUCCGUCACUCACAGCGGCAGGAACCACUGUUACUUCCAAGUCUUCCUAUGUGCCACCUCUCUUCCAUGGAGAGAUAAUUCAGUUGACCGACCAAGCUCUUGCAGAUGCAGCUAUCCAGAUUCACAAUGCUACUAUCUCGGAUCUUUUCUCAUUCGGAACGCAUGCCAACAACACCUCGGAAUCCCCAGGCCAUUUACAUAGCUGCAAAGUGCUACCAGGAGACCCAUCCUGGCCGUCUGAUGAUGUCUGGGAAACUUCCAGCUCCUUACUGGGAAACAGACUAAUCCGUGUAGUGCCAUUGGCCGCUUCCUGUUACCCAGAUUGGCCCAACUAUAAUCUUGAAAGUUGUGCCACUGUCGUUGGACAAUGGUUAAAUUCGAGUCUCCACACUGGUGACCCUACUUCAAUAAUGUAUCCUCUAUACGAAGGACGUUCUUGCAUGGCAUCGGGCUUUAACUACACAGGUACAUGCCUUCAAGGUGCUUAUCCUUCAUUCGUCGUGAAUGCUUCCACGGUUGCACAAAUACAACUCGCGGUAAACUUCGCUCGUAAUUCCAACAUUCGCUUGGUGGUGAAAAAUACCGACCAUGACUUUAUCGGUAAAGGCUCUGGAAAGGGUGCACUUUCGAUAUGGACUCAUUGGUUGAAGGACAAGGCGUACUAUCCGAGCUUUACUGCUGCCAAUGGUUAUCAAGGACCAGCAAUCAAAUUUGGGGCUGGUAUACAGGUCUUCGAAGCAUAUGAAUUUGCGAAAGGAUUCGGUGUGACCGUUAUCGGAGGCGAGGCUAUUACCGUUGGUUUGGCAGGGGGAUACACUGCUGGUGGUGGCCGUUCGCCCCUGAGCAGUCUAUAUGGAAUGGCAGCGGACCAGGUCCUGGCUUUGGAAGUUGUCCUUGCUGACGGUAGCUUUGUUACGGCCACUGCAAAGGAAAACCCUGACAUCUACUGGAUACUACGAGGGGGUGGUGGCAGCACAAUUGGGGUCGUCGUGUCUUUGACUACAAGAGUUUAUGCUCAAUUGCAGACCACUACAGCCACUUUCAACUUUACUGUAGCAAACACUCCUAGUGUUGACGCAUUCUGGUCCGCAGUGCAAUCCUAUAUUGACAACAUUGAACGCUUCGUAGACGCUGGCACAUUCGGCUAUUAUGAUGUCGUCGCAUCAGCAAUUGAAUUUGGGACGGAUUACACGGGUGAUAGAGACUACUAUUUUCGCAUGCAGUCAUUUGUUGCUCCUAAUAUGACGAUACCGAGACUCAGGAGCUGCUGGAUCCCUGGUUCAGAGCUCUCGAUGAGCUAA
This is a messenger RNA of Talaromyces stipitatus ATCC 10500, 1386 nucleotides long. RefSeq lists its product as uncharacterized. NCBI's taxonomy places the organism in Eukaryota, Fungi, Ascomycota, Eurotiomycetes, Eurotiales, Trichocomaceae. The transcript is spliced from 3 exons. Gene Ontology annotation, molecular function: FAD binding. The record is from RefSeq and is a predicted model, not a curated record. The coding region runs from base 1 to 1386 and encodes 461 amino acids.